Messenger RNA from Pongo pygmaeus (Bornean orangutan), 6193 nucleotides. It is a transcript of the gene NTNG2, whose product is annotated as netrin G2. Lineage: Eukaryota; Metazoa; Chordata; Mammalia; Primates; Hominidae. The record is from RefSeq and is a predicted model, not a curated record. The coding region runs from base 1948 to 3864 and encodes 638 amino acids. Gene Ontology annotation, biological process: axonogenesis; tissue development; animal organ morphogenesis. The transcript has 15 exons.
AGCACUUCACAGAGAGAGACCGAGGAGCAGCCCUGAGCCCUUGGCUGUGGGGGGUGGGGGAACUGACUCAAUUGGCCCCCCUCCCUCGUGCCGAUGGGGCAGCCCCCACACCCAUGGGCGCUGGCACCCCGGCAGGCCCCCGGGUUUUGGAAAAGGAAGCUGCAGCCCGGCUGCGCCUGACCGGAGCCGGCUAAGGAUGCGCUCUGGGCGCAGGGACCCGCUGGCCCCCGGGCCGGGAGGCGAUGUUUAGGCAGCGACCCCCCAGAGGCUGCCGGGGCCACCCUGGCCGCGGGCCCGCCGGGACGCCCCUGCUCGCCGCGCCCCUCCCCGGGCCGUGGCGCGUCCCCCGAGCCGCGCAGUAUUUCCUUCCUGCACCUUUAAGAAGACCGUUGCUCCGUGGUGGGAUGGUGUGUUAAAGCCACACAGAGGAAGUUACGCAGCCCGGAUCAGACCGAGAGAUAAAAGCCCCGAUGGUGAUCGUGAGUGAUGGCAAGAGGAUUUAGCCUCGGCAUUAACUUGGAGCGGAGUGCAGCGGGGCAGUGAAGCGCCCGCCAUCUGGCCCACGCCGCGCCGGGGGGAUGCCCCGGCUCCCCGACGAGCCGCUGCGAAGCCCACCCGGGCCGGGGGCUGCCCGGCGCCCGAGCGCGGGUCCUCCCCGGGCCGCCCAGGGGGGCCAAAAAGUUUGCACUUGUUAGCGGCGACCUCCCGCUCGGCCCGGGCGGGCGAUGCUGGCGGCGCGGGCGGCCCCCUCCCCCGGCCCGCGUCUCCGGGACGGCUGCGGGCGGACCCCCCGGCGGCCGGAGGGCUCCCCGGCCCCGAUCUGACGGCGGCGGCGGCGGCGGCCACAGCGGCGGGAGCGGCGCGGGGAAGGAGCAGCGGCUCGCAGCCCUUGGCCCGCGCCCCCACCCAGCGCCAGCCCGAGGGGGGAGGCUCAGCGCCGGAGGGUGGCGGUCCUUGGCCCUCCCGGGUCUCCGCGCCGGGAAGCCGCUCCGAGCCGGGGCUUGCCCGGGCCCGGGAGCCACUUACAGCGGCCCGGCAAAGGCUUGGAUGCAAAAGUUGUUUGGUGGCGGCUGCUACGAGCUGAGGACUGGAGUCGCCCCAGAGGGGUGUGUGAGGAGCCACCCCCAUCCCGUGCCCUCCCAUCUCUCUGCAAACUGGGAGCCCGUGAGUUGCACAGAGAAACUCCCGGCCAGCCCGGCCGCGGCUGGAAACUUCUCCCGGCGCCAGGAGGGGGUCAGGAGAUUGUGCCUAUGAUUGGGGAGCUGUUUCUCAGUGCCUGGCUCUUCAUGGUUGGCCAGCACGUGGAGCACUCUGUUCAUCUGUACAUAUAGGUGUUGUUGCUAAUGAGCUCUCUCUCUCCUCCCCUCUUACAAUGAAAGACAAGUCAGACCCCAGGUACCUGGAUGGAUUGAGAGCUGAGAUCUCAGAAACUUCAUAAUAAGUUGCCGAUGGCUACCAGCCAAGGCUGGAGGGUUGUUUUGCCAUUGUGUUGAGCACGUCACCCGUUAAGAGCCCUUUAAAGACCUGGAUUGAUUGGAAGGACAAAAAUUAAAAGCAAUCUGAUCUGGCCUCAUGCAGGAUCCCUGCGGAUUUUCUCCUUAUCCCAUUUCCAUCCACUGUCACAAUUUGAGAAUCUGCCUGAUUUGAUCAGAUUCACCUCCGGGGGAGGUGUGAUGCCAAGGUUAGGAGGACGUGAAGUUAUGGGCAACUUUCUGAUCUGUCCAUCAGCAGUCUGAGAAACGCUGGCUCUGAAUUUUCCGUGUUGGCCUUUUGGAAACAACAAGUUCCUCGCUGUUUGCAAAGCUUCAGUGCUCGGGUCCCUGAGACACCCCGGCCACCCUCGCCUGGUAGAUGUGGCAUUUCCAUGCUGAGUCCGCGAGUCCCACCUGACCCCGUCGCUGCCUCUCCAGGGCUUCUCUGGGCCGCGCCCCUGCAGACUGUGCAGCCAUGCUGCACCUGCUGGCGCUCUUCCUGCACUGCCUCCCUCUGGCCUCUGGGGACUACGACAUCUGCAAAUCCUGGGUGACCACAGAUGAGGGCCCCACCUGGGAGUUCUACGCCUGCCAGCCCAAGGUGAUGCGCCUGAAGGACUACGUCAAGGUGAAGGUGGAGCCCUCAGGCAUCACGUGUGGAGACCCCCCUGAGAGGUUCUGCUCCCAUGAGAAUCCCUACCUAUGCAGCAACGAGUGUGACGCCUCCAACCCGGACCUGGCCCACCCGCCCAGGCUCAUGUUCGACAAGGAGGAGGAGGGCCUGGCCACCUACUGGCAGAGCAUCACCUGGAGCCGCUACCCCAGCCCGCUGGAAGCCAACAUCACCCUUUCGUGGAACAAGACCGUGGAGCUGACCGACGACGUGGUGAUGACCUUCGAGUACGGCCGGCCCACGGUCAUGGUCCUGGAGAAGUCCCUGGACAACGGGCGCACGUGGCAGCCCUACCAGUUCUACGCGGAGGACUGCAUGGAGGCCUUCGGCAUGUCCGCCCGCCGGGCCCGCGACAUGUCGUCCUCCAGCGCGCACCGCGUGCUCUGCACCGAGGAGUACUCGCGCUGGGCGGGCUCCAAGAAGGAGAAGCACGUGCGCUUCGAGGUGCGGGACCGCUUCGCCAUCUUUGCCGGCCCCGACCUGCGCAACAUGGACAACCUCUACACGCGGCUGGAGAGCGCCAAGGGUCUCAAGGAGUUCUUCACCCUCACCGACCUGCGCAUGCGGCUGCUGCGCCCGGCACUGGGCGGCACCUAUGUGCAGCGGGAGAACCUCUACAAGUACUUCUACGCCAUCUCCAACAUCGAGGUCAUUGGCAGGUGCAAGUGCAACCUGCACGCCAACCUGUGCUCCAUGCGCGAGGGCAGCCUGCAGUGCGAGUGCGAGCACAACACCACCGGCCCCGACUGCGGCAAGUGCAAGAAGAAUUUCCGCACCCGGUCCUGGCGGGCCGGCUCCUACCUGCCGCUGCCCCACGGCUCUCCCAACGCCUGUGCUGCUGCAGGUUCCUUUGGCAGCAUCAGCAGGUCCCAGAAAGACCCUGACCCCAAAGGCCCUGUGGCCACUGCGGCCACCACAGCCAUGACAGGGGCCCCCACUGCUCCUGUCCCCUCCACGUCCACUGCCUGGGCCCCCACGACUCCCAGCACCCCACAGCCCACAGAGUGGACCAGGCCAUCUACAGCUGCCCCUCUCUCGAGCAGGUGGUCCCAGGUGGCCGCCCGUGCAGAAGCUGUGGGCACCCCUGCCGCUGCCCCUGCCCCUGCCCCUGCCAAGGGCUACAAACUUUUCCAGCUCAAGCCCAAAUCUCCUCAAGUGAUGCCUAUUGAAGAAUUCCAAGACUGCGAAUGCUAUGGUCACUCCAACCGCUGCAGCUACAUUGACUUCCUGAACGUGGUGACCUGCGUCAGCUGCAAGCACAACACGCGAGGUCAGCACUGCCAGCACUGCCGGCUGGGCUACUACCGCAACGGCUCGGCAGAGCUGGACGAUGAAAACGUCUGCAUUGAGUGUAACUGCAACCAGAUAGGCUCCGUGCACGACCGGUGCAACGAGACCGGCUUCUGCGAGUGCCGCGAGGGCGCGGCGGGCCCCAAGUGCGACGACUGCCUCCCCACGCACUACUGGCGCCAGGGCUGCUACCCCAACGUGUGCGACGACGACCAGCUGCUGUGCCAGAACGGAGGCACCUGCCUGCAGAACCAGCGCUGCGCCUGCCCGCGCGGCUACACCGGCGUGCGCUGCGAGCAGCCCCGCUGCGACCCCGCCGACGAUGACGGCGGUCUGGACUGCGACCGCGCGCCCGGGGCCGCCCCGCGCCCCGCCACCCUGCUCGGCUGCCUGCUGCUGCUGGGGCUGGCGGCCCGCCUGGGCCGCUGAGCCCCGCCCGGGGGACGCUCCCUGCACCCGGAGGCCGGGGGUCCCGGGGUCCCGGGGCGGGGGCGGCGUCCGAGGCCGGGCGGCGAGAAGGGUGCGGCCCGAGCUGCUCCCAGGUGCUACUCAGCAGGGCCCCCCGCCCGGCCCGCGCUCCCGCCCGCACUGCCCUCCCCCCGCAGCAGGGGCGCCUUGGGACUCCGGUCCCCGCGCCUGCGAUUUGGUUUCGUUUUUCUUUUGUAUUAUCCGCCGCCCAGUUCCUUUUUUGUCUUCUCUCUUUUUUUUUUUUUUCUGGCGGUGAGCCAGAGGGUCGGGAGAAACGCUGCUGGCCCCACACCCCGUCCUGCCUCCCACCACACUUGCACACACGGGACUGUGGCCGACGGCCCCUGGCCUGUGCCAGGCUCACGGGGGGCGGCGGACCCCGACCUCCAGUUGCCUACAAUUCCAGUCGCUGACUUGGUCCUGUUUUCUAUUGUUUAUUUUUCCUGCAACCCACCAGACCCCAGGCCUCACCGGAGGCCCGGUGGCCACGGAACUCACCGUCUGGGGGAGGAGGAGAGAAGGAAGGGGUGGGGGGCCUGGAAACUUCGUUCUGUAGAGAACUAUUUUUGUUUGUAUUCACUGUCCCCUGUAGCGGGGACGGGGCGGGAGCGCUGGUCACCGCGGGGGCCGAUGGUGGAGAAUCCGAGGAGUAAAGAGUUUGCUCACUGCUGCCUCCACGGCCUGUUUUCUUUCUGUGUUGGGGACGCUGGGCAGGUGUGGGGCUUAGAGAGGAAUCCACAACAGAGCCUUAAAGAAACGGUUUCCCUAUUGGGGCCACCAUUUCCCUGGGCCUUUCUGUGGAUUCCAGCAGGCAGUCCCCCCUCCCCGCAGGCUUGGCUGGCAGAGUUCUCCACCCCGCGGCCAGGCUGCAGGUGCCCCACCUGUUAGGAGCCUCCCCACACUGAGAGGCUGCCUCCCUCCUUUCCCAAAAAAGAAAUCCGGAGUGUAUUGGCCCUUUUCUACAGAAGUCCAAGGGAAAUGACUCAGGGAGGAUCCUAGCAGAGGUUGAAUCCAAUGCUCUGAUUUAUACUCUGUCUCGGUGGCCACCUCCGAUGGAUGUAUCAUCUCAGACCUGUUGCAGCCGGAGCCUCAAGUCCAAUAUCAGGUGAAGCUGAACCCACAAUUCAGCCACAGCCUCCUUCCAGAGCUUCAGAUGGCCAGGUGGGCAGAGGCGGGCAGUGCAGAGACCCCAGGCGUGCUGGCCCUGUCCUCCCUACCUUCUCAAUAUUAGGGAGGGGUGCUAGAGGGGACAGGGGCAGCUUGGGAGUGGUGAGAGGAAGCUCCUAGAUUCGGGGCUCAUCCCCUGAGGCCUCUGCUUCGGGGGAUCCAGCAGUUCUCCCAGCCCUGCUUGGUGUCUCCAGCCCUGGGGCCACACUUCCCCCUCAGUCCAGCCUCCUGUCCACCUAUGUGUAUUUCAGAGCAGUGCCGGGGGUCUGGUCCCGGUUGCUAACUUCUCCCACUGCUCCACCUGCAGGUGCUCCCAGCACUGGCUUCUGCCACCACACCUGUUCUUUCCCGGCUGCAAGGUUUAGACCUGGGUCCUUCCCUUGAGUCCCCAAAGCUAAGCUAAGACCAAGUGGAACAAACUUGGCCUUGGGGACAGCAGGAGAUUACAACACAGAAAAGGAGAUUACAGCGGGACACUGCAUAGGACUCACAGGGUCCCGAGCCCACACACCAGCCCCUCCUGGCCUCCUCUCUCUGCUGCCACCACCAGCACCCUGCUGACCUGGAAGUGCCUUCCUCCAGGCCCUGCAUUCUCCUGCAGCUGGCCCAUCUCUACCCUCACAUUCUUCCUUACGCACAGAACCCCACUGCCUGGGACCCAAAGUGCCCAGAUAAAAUCAAACACCUCUCUGGGGCUUCUUGUGGAUAGGAGUGGCUAGGGGAUACAGCUCUGGGUAGUGAGAUGUAAGCAGGAGUGAUGGGUGGGCUUCCAGAACGUUCUUAAAAGUCAUCCCUUCCUCCACGCCCCACAAAGCCUCAGUUGUCCAAGUUUGUGGCUCUGGUUUUUCUCUCUCAUUCCUCCCUCUGCUCUUCAGUCAGCAGGAUGGGGAAGGAGCCUUCUUGAGACACUGAGCAUAAGAGUGUCACCCUCAGGACAGUGAAGCGGGUGGAAGUUGCAGAGCCUGGGACACCAGCCUUGGCUGCAACCUCUGCACUGCUUUUAUUUAUCUACUUAUUUUUAUAGAGUUGAGGUCUCACUAUGUUGCCCAGGCUGGUCUUAAACUCCUAGGCUUAAGUGAUCCUCCGGCCUUGGCCUCCCAAAGUGCUGAGAUUACAGGCGUGA